UUCCCCGCUCGUUUCUUGCCACUUUGAUCUAAUUCUUAUUCUUAUCUGAAAUUUUACAUUUUGCAGUCCAAUUCAAAAGCAUCAAAAGACCAUCUUCUUUUCAUUUCUCUGUACUGGUUGUCAGUUGUCACCAGAGCUACUUACUAUCUUUUGAGGGUUCCUUUCAAUUCUAGGGUUUUAGUAAAAACCCAUAAUUUUGGUUGUUUGAUUGGCAGUUUCUAUGGAGACGGAGACACUGGACGAGAGCAAACCGGUGGAGGAGGAGGCUGCUCCAGCUGACAAUAAAGAAGGGGCUAAACAAGAGAAAGAAAAAGAGGAGAAAAACAUUUCUCGGGAAAGUGAGGAAAAGAAGGAAGAUGAAGAGAAAGUUGAGGAGACUAUAGAGGAAGAUGAAAAGGAAGAGAAGAGAGAAGAAGGUACUAAAGAGGCCAAAGGUAGUAGUCGAAAGCGAAGGUCUAGGAAACCCAAUCGGGAUUCAUCGGAGAAUAAAGAGCCUGUGACACCGAGUAGUGACAGGCCGACAAGGGAAAGGAAAGUCGUUGAAAGAUACUCGGUUACACCUGUUUCCAGGUCUUCCACUCCCAAACCUUUUUCAAUUGAAAAGGGUCCUGGUGCACAGCUUAAAGACAUUCCAAAUGUGGCUUUCAAGUUGUCGAAGAGAAAAUUUGAUGAUAAUCUGCAGAUGCUUCAUAUGAUACUCUUUGGAAAGAAAGCAAAGCCACAAAGAUUGAAGAGAAAUAUUGGCCAAUUUUCUGGCUAUGUUUGGGGUCAGAAUGAGGAAAAACAAAAGGCUAAAGUAAAGGAGAAAAUUGAAAAAUGUGUUAAAGAAAAAUUAGUUGAUUUCUGUGAUUUGCUGAAUAUUCCAAUCACAAGGGCCAGUGUACGAAAGGAGGAACUCUCUGCCAGAUUGUUGGAAUUUCUGGAAUCACCCCAUGCUACAACUGACGUUCUACUUGCUGACAAGGAACAGGGUAAAAAGCGUAGAGCUACACCAAGCAAAAACAUUGCUUCUGGGGAAGCAUCAGAUACAUCAGCCAAGAAGCAACGAAGCACACCCCAAGGUAGAGGAAAGCGCAAGCGUUCGUCGGAAGUUGAGGAAAAAGAUGAAGAUGUUGAAUCCCCUGUUAGUAAAGAUGAUUCUCAUGAGGAUGAUGCGGACACUGCACACAAAGAAGUGAGUGAUGAUGAAGAGACUAAAUCAAAGGAAGAAGAAGAAUCCAAGAAGACAAGUGAGAAAAGUACUUCGAAAAAGAGUGCUACGGAUCAUCCAGAUUCAAAAUCCAAGAAGACAUCGGCAUCUGAAAAGAAGGCUACCCUUGCAAAAUCUAGCAGAAAAUCUUCCGGAUCAACUUCAAAACAAGGUGCUAGUCGUGAUGAUAGGACUCCGGGCUCUAAAUUAAAGGGUUCUGCAUCGAAAAAACAGAAGGUUGAAAAGGAAAGCUCUAAAGAUGAUAGGUUUUCCACCAAAAACAAGGUUACCAGGAAGAAGCAAACUACCAAAUCACCAGAAAAGGUUUCCACCAAGGCUCAAGAUAAAGGCAAAAGCAACAAGAAGCCUAAAGCAGAGCCUAGCAAGGAAGAGAUUCAUGAUGUAGUUGUAGAUAUUCUAAAAAAAGUGGACUUCAACACCGCAACGUUAUCGGAUAUUCUUCGACAACUGGCUACGCACUUUGAUCUGGAUUUGAUGCAUAGAAAGGCUGAGGUGAAGGAUAUUAUCACUGAAGCGAUAAAUAACAUGUCUGACAACGAUGAUGAAGAAGGGGAGGAAAGUGAGGAGAAUGCUGAUACAGGUGGCGAUGCUGAUAAAGACGGGAAUGGGGACAAUGAUGCUUAGUUCCCCGGGGAGUUACAUACCACCAUGUCGAACGUGUAAGAUAUCUGCAGUCAUGGUCAUUUAUAACCUUCGGGAUUUUUCCUGCAAUCGUUCAGUUAUAAAAUCGUAGUUUGUUUUAGGUGACUGAUAGGUGGGCGUGUAGCGUAGGAGUUAUCAACUCUUUGGUACUAACUUAUUGCUGAUCUGGCAUCAACUUACAUAUUUUGUAGGUUUUGUGGUGUUGUGUAUCUUCGUUGAAAAUUGAAAAUGUUGAAGUUGUAUUUGAUUUGUGUAGUUAUACUUCGAC
Molecule: messenger RNA, 2120 nt
Organism: Hibiscus syriacus
Lineage: Eukaryota; Viridiplantae; Streptophyta; Magnoliopsida; Malvales; Malvaceae
Product: protein DEK-like
Exons: 11
Coding region: 221-1834 (537 amino acids)
Biological process (GO): chromatin organization; regulation of double-strand break repair
Cellular component (GO): nucleus
Molecular function (GO): histone binding; DNA binding
Source: RefSeq, a predicted model, not a curated record